AUGAACAAAGUUAUUUGUCUUCUUUCACUAUUGUUGGCUACUUCUUAUGCUCUUUAUGAUUCACGUUCAAAAGUAUAGCUACUUACUCCUUAAACUUUCAAAGAGAAAGUGUUAAAUUCUAAAUCUCUUUGGAUAGUUGAAUUCUUUGCACCAUGGUGUGGUCAUUGUAAAGCACUUGCACCUGAAUAUGAAAAAGCAGCCAAAACAUUAGAAGGAAUUGUCAAUAUUGCUGCUGUAGAUGCUGAUGCUCAUAAAGACCUUGGAGGAUAAUAUGGUAUUUAAGGAUUCCCUACUAUCAAAUUUUUUGGAGAUAAUAAAAGUUCUCCUUAAGAUUACCAAGGUGAAAGAUCAGCCUAAGGUAUAAUCAAUUUUGCAUUAGAAUAAGUCAAAUCAGUAAUUUAAUUUUCUAUUUAUUUUUAGACUGUUAAUGGUAGAUAAAAAGGUGGAUCAUCUAAUAAAAAUUAAUAAAAAUAAUCUUCAGGUUCUGGAUCUAAUUCUGGAUCAGGAUCAGCUGAUGAUGUAAUUGUACUUACAGAUUCAACAUUUGAUGAAAAUGUUUUAAAAUCAAAAGAUUCUUGGUUUAUAGAAUUUUAUGCUCCUUGGUGUGGACAUUGUAAAAAACUUGAACCAGAAUGGAAUAAAGUAGGAUCAGAACUUAAAGGAAAAGUUAAAGUUGCUAAAAUAGAUGCAACUGCUAAUACAUAAUUAGCUACUCGUUUUGGAGUUUCAGGAUAUCCUACAUUAAAAUUCUUCCCUGCUGGUUUUUCUAAUGAUUCAGAAGCACUUCCUUAUGAUGGUGCUAGAGAUUCUUCUGCUAUGAUAGAAUUUGCUUUAGAAUAAUCUAAUAAAUCAAAAAAAGUAGAAGUUUUAGAAUUAUUAUCAAAAGAUAUCUUAAAAGAAUCUUGUAUUGAUUAUAAUGGUAUUUUCAUUAUAUAUUUUAGGUGUAUGUAUUAUUGCUUUUCUACCUCAUAUUUAUGAUAGUAAUAAAUAAGAAAGAAAUCAAUAUAUUAAUUAAUUAUUAGAAGUUGCUAAAUCACUUAAAAAUAAACCUGUUAAUUUCUUAUGGACUCAAGGUGGUGAUAAUUAUGAAUUUGAAGAAGCAUUCUAAUGUGCUGCUGCUCAUCCUUCUGUUAUGGCUUUAAGUGGUAGAAAAUCUGUUUAUGCUAAACUUAAAGGAGCCUUUAGCAAAUAAAAUAUUGAAUAGUAAUUUUAAAUAUAUUUAAAAUUUUAGAUUUGUGAAUAAUGUAUUAAAUGGAAGAGAACACUUUAAUCAAUAUUCUCAACUCCCUAAUUUUAAAAAAGUUGAAAAAUGGGAUGGAUAGGAUCAUAAACCAGUUUAUAAUGAUGAAUUUUGAAUAGUAUGU
Messenger RNA from Paramecium sonneborni, 1364 nucleotides. The record is from the annotation of a GenBank genome assembly. NCBI's taxonomy places the organism in Eukaryota, Ciliophora, Oligohymenophorea, Peniculida, Parameciidae.